Molecule: messenger RNA, 2657 nt
Organism: Salpingoeca rosetta
Lineage: Eukaryota; Choanoflagellata; Craspedida; Salpingoecidae
Exons: 1
Coding region: 1-2313 (770 amino acids)
Source: RefSeq, a predicted model, not a curated record
AUGCGCAGUGAUAUCGAGGAGCUUGCACAGGCUUGGCAAAAGGAGAAGCAGGCGACCCCAUCGUCGUCAGCAUCGCAGCAAGACGACAAAUGUGCUCGUGGGGAUGGUGACCGCGCUGAUGAUGGCGGUGGGGGUGAGAUGAGCGACACGGCACCCGCAGCAGACAACACCACCGCCACGAACGCCACCAACGGCAACGACACCACCAACGCCGACGACAACAACAGCAGCAACAACAACAACAACAACAGCAGCAGCAGCAGCAGUACCUCCGCCACCAACGCCGGUGAGGCCGUCUCCAAGGCGAAGGGCGGUCGCAACAUGCGAGUCACUGUCGACCCAAACACUGGCAAGGCGAUUGCUGUGGAAGCGCACCCCAUCCGUGAUGAUAAUGGCGAUGGUGCCGACAGUCAUGGCGGUGAUGAUGAUGGUGACAGUGAUCGCCAUGGUGAUGGCAGCAUGAAGUUGUCGCCUGACCUUGGCGGCGACGAUGGCAACGACAGUGGUGGUGGGGCUGACAGUGGUGAUGAUGAACCAGGGCAGGCACGGAAGCGAGCCAAGAUCUCUGCAACACCAGCAGCCACCGGUGAUGAUGGUGGUGAGGAUGAGGAGGAUGAGGAGGAUGGUGACGCGUUGGCAAGCUCAGGCACAGGCACAGUCACUGUUGGCCACGGCGUGGACGUGAGCCAGGAUGUUGAUGCUGACUCUGACAGUGGCGACGGCGAUGAGGAUGGUGCUGCUGGGGAAAGGCGGCGCAGGGCAGCGCAUGCCAAAGAAGCACCAAAGGAGAUGCAAGAAGGCGAUGAUGUCACGGAAGAACAUGAAGAGGAGGAGGAGGAGGAGGAUGGAUUGGCACCUCGACCCUCUACCAACUCCUCUGGUAUCCCUCGCUCGCAGCGCAUCAAUACCCGCCAUCACAAUACUGCUUCGACCAACGCAACCACAGCCAAUACCAGCGUGGAUGAUGGUGGCUUCACUGCAUCCACGCACCGUGACGAGGACGUGUGGGUGUCGAGUGAUGGCGACAAUGGCAACAGCAACCGUGAGGAUGUUCGUGGUGCGGUGCAUGCUGAGCAGCAGGACGAGCCCGGAUCACCGUCGUUUGAUGGCGUGGUGCGGGACACCCAGCGUCUCCGUUGCCGCCGCGUUCGCACCACCUCCACCCCCACCUCACCGGCCACACACAAGGGAAACAGCAUCAACAGCAGCGGUGGCGGUGGUGAUGUUGAGGAGACCGGUGACAGCGCUUCCGUUCCCGUCAUUGUUGACGAAGGCGAUACUAACGGUGAUGGAAGCAGCAGCGACAGCGGCAGCGGCAGCAGCAGCAGCAACGCCCGUGGUGGUCGUGCUGCCUCUGUUCACCACCCUUCCCGCGUGCGACGCAUCACUGCAACGUCACGCCCAGCGGACACUGCAUUGACAUGCAGCAACAGGCAGGGCCAAGGGGCGCACAGCAGCGCUUGCACCUGCGACAGCGACGACAACGCUCACGGCAGUGUGACUGGUGGUGAUGGAGAUGAAGGUGGUGACAGCAGCAGCGAGGAUGAGGGCGCAUCGACCACGGAGAUUGGGGUUGAUGUGGAGACAACUGGCACACGCAAGCGCCAAACACGCAAGCGCCAAACACGCAAUACCCACAGCACGCGCAGUGCACGCAGCACACGGUACCGGCACCGGGAACUGCAGGAAGAGGAAGAAGAACAGGAAGAGGCGGGGCGGAAACAGCGCACGCACGCACGACGCCGCCGAAGCAGGUGCUCGGGUGAUGAUGAUGGUGAUGAUGACAACGAUGGUGAUGACAAUGACAGCAAUGUUGGUGCUGAGGAGGGCGGCACUGGUGUGGCGACCUCGAGGAAAAGGGCGCUGGUGAGCCGCGCGCUGAAGAAGAAGCGAAAGGCCGCAGCUCAGAACGCCGGUGAUGAUGAAGGUGAUGAUGAUACCAACGGCGGUGGCGGUGGCGGUGGCAAUGAUGAUGACGAUGAUGAUGAUCCACUUGUGGUCGUUGAGGAUGAUGGGGAGAAGUCAGCCGGGAAAGGCACCCGCGCCUCGGUGAUGACAGUGGACGAGGAGCUUGGAGAGUUGACAGCUGGGAUGGCGCCGCAGCCAUCACCCCUCGCACCCGGUCAACCAUCGUCGUCGUCGUCGUCGUCGUCGUCGUCACUGGCGCAACAUCAGUUCCGCUCGCAGGGGAUGCUGAAAGUGCAGCCGCAGCAGCAGAAGACAGGGCGCCGCAGGAAGAUCACGGCGCGCAAGUCUGGUCCAAACUCAACGUCGCCGCGCAGCAUUCGCGGUCGUGGCGGCCAUAUCGGGUGAUGCUGAUAACGUGGAUGUACGUGUGUGUGCAUGUGUGCAUGUGUGUAUGUGUGCUUUGCUUUCGUGAGUGAGUUCUUCUGUUUGUGUGUGCGUGUGCGUGUGCGUGUGUGUGUGUGUGUUGUGUGUGCUGGGAGGCCGUGUGUGUGUUUAUGCCACUCUGCGCACGUGUUGCUGUUUUCCUUCAUGUGAAUUGUCACUUUCACAGGGUAUGUAUGUAUUGGUCCUGCGUUACUCGAUGACGUUGUGAUGUGACAUUGUUAUCCCCGGUCCUAUUUGGACAUGUUAACAAAACAACCACCACGACCCUGUGUUUGUUCACAUUGCAUUACAUAAUUGACUGCUUG